This is a messenger RNA of Oppiella nova, 2236 nucleotides long. Lineage: Eukaryota; Metazoa; Arthropoda; Arachnida; Sarcoptiformes; Oppiidae. The record is from the annotation of a GenBank genome assembly.
GUGGGAUCAUAGCGUGGAAUUGCGCAAGGUACCCUAUCCAGAAAAAUAUUGCAGAGCAACCGCAUCCGAUAUGAAUGUAGUGAUAAAUAGUCGGUUUAAAGAUGAUGUGUUUUACCUGGAUCACGCGGUCGAUGGUAACCCACUUUUUCCCGCUACCGGUUACCUCUUGUUGGCCUGGCGACAAUUAGCGGCAUACGCGGGAAAAUUGUGGUAUAAAGUACCUGUCAUAUUUGAGAAUGUUCAACUGAAACGAGCUACGUUUCUAACAGAUAAUAAGGAUACUAGACUUACAGUGAGGUAUUUUCCGUUGACAGGUAGACGCAUUCAGACCAAACAAAAUGACUUUGGUAUCUACGAGAACGAUAACCUGUGUUGUGUCGGCAAAAUCAGAGCACCGGGCGAUGACGUACUGGUAGCUCAACACAAAAUCUACGAAAAUGAGACAAACCUUUCUAAGUGUGAGUACAUACUGGAAAGGGAUGACAUCUAUAAGGAACUACGGAUACUGGGCUUGGAUUACGGGCCAGAGUUUCGGCGCCUCCUAAAAGUCGGCACAAAUGACUACAAAAACUUUUACGCAUUAAAUGAAUGGACCGGCAAUUGGGUCACGUAUAUGGACGCCGUGUUACAGUCCAUGGCGUUAGCCUUGCCUUUCCUAAACACGCUACUGGAAAAUGAAAUGGAUAAGUUUAAGGAACGUUUCGCAAUAUACCCAGCUAAUAUGCCACUGUAUUUUAACAUGGACACAAAGCACCUGGUGGCUCAAGGUAUCGAAGUGGAACAGGUGCUGGCGUUCCCCAUACCUCGUAGGGUAGAUACCGUUGACUUGGUGCUAGACUCAGCUGAGUUUUGUGCCAAUGAUGACCCGGCGGCUAUUGAUGAGAGCAUGAAGGCUAGUAUUAUGAAGUAUUUAGAGUCGAUUAGUGAUGAAGUGAUAGAAGAGUACAGAAAUGCAAACAAUGAAAAUCACGUUAUGUUUCGCAUAUUGGAUAAAAUGCUGUCAGAAGUCAGCGAUAAUAAUAACAAACAAAAAAUCGAUAACAAUAAGGAUAUGAAAACACUAUUGAAUGAUAUACUCGUGAAUCCGGACUACGAUUUGAGUCGCGAUUUAAUUAAUCAAAUCUCAAGUAAUGAGCGAAUGAUUAGAUCUCUUGUGGAUAUCGUUUGCGAAAACUUUGUGACAAUCAAUUUGCAGACAUUUCUGCAGGACUUGUAUGACUCGAUCCAAUCAAACGGAUUCCUAUUAACGGUAUUCCGCUAUAAGUUUACGGAACCGGAGAUCGCGUUGAACUCAUUGAACGGUAAAACAUGUCUUAAUAACGACGACUUGGAUUCACGCAUUGAUAACGUGCAAUGGUUUGGAGUAUUGCAGGAAAAACUGAUUGCCGCUAAGGAUGCGGACAAUAAGACGGAUAACGUAUGGCUGAUUGCCAACGACUCGUCCAUUAAUGGCAUAAUAGAUGUCAACCCGUUUUUGGUUGACUUUCCGGUUAUCCAAACCAAACUGUUCCUGAAUUUCUGCCCUUAUAGCGAUAUAUUGGCCAACGAUUUGGUGGCGAAUGUCGUGAAAGAGGGAAAAGUGGGAACUUAUCGACACUUAAGACUUCCCACGGAUUACGACAAAUGCCUCUCAAAUGGGUAUCACUUGAAUUUGGGACAAACCAGGGAUUUAUCGGGACUUCAAUGGUUUGACUCCAGAAAAAUACCAGAAAUUCAGGAACAGUUUGGUUUGGAUAACCGGAAAGUCAACCAAAAACGGGUUGACAUCUAUUACUCGGGUUUAACAUUUAGAGAUGUUAUGCUGUCAACAGGUCGCAUUCCAGGAGGCCCUGAACAAUUGAUUACUGACUGCUCGAUUGGAUGCGAGUUUGCUGGGCGUAGGGCUGACACCGGGGAAAGGGUGAUGGGACUGGCCAUGUCAAAGGCUAUAUCUACGAGUAUUAAUGCUAAUAUAGAUUCUAUGACUACAGUUCCCAAACAAUGGUCUAUGGCUGAGGCGGUGACUAUACUCAGCACAUAUAGCACCUUAUGGUACGGCCUAAUAAAACGAGCUAAUAUUAAACGAGGGGAGAGUAUAUUGGUUCACUCAGCGGCUGGAGGUGUGGGACAGUCAGCUAUAAACAUGUGUCUCCACUACGGGUGCGAUAUCUAUGUGACGGUUGGGACGGAAGAGAAAAAGCAAUUCCUUGUGAAGGAGUAUAACAUUCCUGUGAACCGGAUAUUCAACUCAAGAGAU